CCCCCUUUGCCCCUCCUUGAUUCAAAAGUUUAAAGUCAACAGGAAGAAGGAAAAUGAAUUCAAGAACUUCCCCUAAGUGUUUCAAGUUUAGUCACCCCAUAUCUUGAUAAAAGGGUCUGCCCCUAGUUUUAGCCCUUCCCAGCCAGAGCCUCCUGAGAGAAGGCUGACUGCUUCCUGGGCACCAGACCGGGGUUCUGUGCUUUGGUGGGGGUGGUCUGCACACAGCUGGCAGUUCAGAAGGCAAGCCAAGAUGGCAGACUGGGGGCUCAGCACGAAACAGGAGCCUGAGAUUGAGCUCUUUGUCAAGGCUGGUUUUGAUGGGGAGAGCAUUGGAAAUUGUCCCUUUUGCCAGCGCCUCUUCAUGGUCCUCUGGUUGAAAGGAGUCAAGUUCAAUGUGACAACUGUUGACAUGACCAGGAAACCUGUAGAGCUGAAAGAACUAGCCCCAGGAACCAGUCCUCCUUUCUUGUUGUUUAACAAGGAACUGAAGACAGACUUCAUUAAAAUCGAGGAGUUUCUAGAGCAGGUCCUGGCUCCUCCAAGGUAUCCACGUUUGAGUCCCAAGUAUAUGGAGUCUUUUGAUGUGGGGAGUGACAUCUUCGCCAAGUUUUCUGCAUAUAUUAAGAACACACAAAAGGAUACCAAUAAACAUCUGGAGAAAGCUUUGCUGAGGGAAUUUAAGCGUCUAGACAUCUAUCUGAACAACCCCCUUCCAGAGGAAAUUGAUCAGGACAGUGCAGAAGAAAUAGUGGUCUCCAGAAGGAUGUUCCUGGAUGGAGAUCAGCUGACCCUGGCCGACUGCAACCUGCUCCCUAAACUGCACAUCAUCAAGGUGGUUGCUAAGAAAUACCGGGACUUUGACAUCCCUGCUGAAUUCUCAGGAGUCUGGCGCUAUCUGGAAAAUGCCUAUGCCCGAGAGGAGUUCAGCCACACAUGCCCUGCAGAUAAAGAGAUUGAAAGCACUUAUGCAUCUGUGGCUAAAAAAAUGAAUUAGGAAAAUAAGGGUGCAUGUUCCAAAGUGACCACUGCCCAUGCAAGCUACCUUUUGCAUCAUAUCCCUACUUCUGCUAGAAAUGUUGACAAAACAUGUAGUUUGAAAGAGAACUCUGCUUUCUAUCUAGCCAGCGAUACCCAGAGUGCACCUGCAUAUUCUAUCUCGCCUUUAGGCUUUCACAAAUUUCCAGCAUCCUGAUGGCAAACCCAUUUGAUUCCUGAAUCCCUAAAAUGACUUAUGUAAAUCUCAGCAGAACUGGAGCCUAAAUUGUCUGGUGAACUUUGUACCCCAGCCUUUAAGAGCUUCAGCCCAAGAUACUGGAUGAAAUCAUUUAAGUGGGACUUUGUUAAGAGUUCAGUUUUCUACAAGCAAGGAAUUGACAGGCCCAGAUUCUGAACCUGAAAAAAAAACUGUAUUCCUGGCCCCCCAUCUAACAGUUCAUCCCACUUGAGUCCAGGGAAGGGAAUGAGCAUUUAUACGGCACUUACUAUGUACCAGGAACUGUGCUAAAUAUUUCACAAUUAUCUCAUUUGAUCCCCACAACAACCCUGGGAGUUGGGUGCUGUUAUGAUCUCUAUUUCACAGUUGAGUGAACUGAGGCAGAGGUGAAAUGACUUGCCCAGGAUCACCCAGCUGUUAAGUUUCUGAGGCUGGGUUUGAAUUCAGGUCUUCCCGAUUCCAGGGCCAGGACUCUGUGCACUGUGGCACUGCCUAGCUGUCUCAAUAGUUGGUAACACUAGUCAGCUACCUCAAAAGUCAGUAACACUAUUGGUGUAUUCCCUAAGGAUAUUGCCCCAAAUUAUCACCACCUGAAAGCAGCAUGACAUCAGUUCCUCAGAGCAUUGCCCCAGUCUCGUCUAGGAAUAAUUGGUAAUGUAUAGUCAGGCGAGAGGGUUUGGGGGCAGAGUUAUGUGGCUUACAAAUUCCAGGGCAUAGGAAUGAAUCCUUUAUAGUGAAAGACAUGAUCUCUGGCCUUAGACUGAAGAAAAAUGUUAAUUAUGGAGUCAAGCAAUGCUUUUGUUGUUACUGCCUCUUUUUGACACACACACACACACACACACACACACACAUAUACAGAGAGAGAGAAAGAGAGAGAGACAGAGAGAGAGAUUAUUCUUGGUUUUACUACUUAAAUGAAGGAAUGAGCAUUUUUUGAGAAGCAAAACCAAAUUUUCCAAAGAUGGCCAGUAAAAUAAUGAAGGCCAACCCACUCUGGAGCAUCCCUCCAUGCCUGGGAAUAUUAAUACUAUUCAUGAUUCCAGAUGAUUAGACUGUGAUGCCUGUCACUACAUUAAACUGCUACUGAACCAUUAAGGAUUUAUUAAUCAUCUUUCAACGAUAGAUAAACCAAAGCAAAGUCAUAAAAGCCUGAGAUGCAGACAUAUUCCAUUAUAAAAUGUACUCAUUGACUGAAGUCACUAAGUUGAAAAUUUCUAUUCCUAAUACAAUAUAGUUACUAAUUAUUUUUAUUGCUUUUAGUAGAAUAGUUUAUGAUAUUCCCCUCCCCUGCAAUUUACCUUUGCCUAUAGAAGUAUCUAUACUCAAGAAACUCGGAGGAAUGGGGGGACAUCUCUAGACCCCAUGUGACUUUGACUUUCUCUUAAAGAGAGACAAAAGUCCCACAUUCAAAAGAUAUGCCAGUAGAUAUAGGGCUAAAUGGAUCUGUGUGUAUCAAGUGUAUUUCUCUAUUCAUAGAUUUGAGGAAAACUAGUCAAGUGAAGGUAACAAGCAUAUAUUAAGCGCCUAUUAUGUACCAGGCACUGUGCCAAGUGCUGGGGACACAAAGGAAGGCAAAAGUUUAUGCUUCCAAGGAGCCCACAAUCUACAGAGAUCAGCAGCAGAGGAAAUGCACUAGAAUUAAGGAGGAGCAGGAAAGACAUCUUACAGAAGG
This is a messenger RNA of Trichosurus vulpecula (common brushtail), 2885 nucleotides long. It is a transcript of the gene CLIC2, whose product is annotated as chloride intracellular channel 2. Bases 251 to 994 code for a protein of 247 amino acids. Gene Ontology annotation, biological process: negative regulation of ryanodine-sensitive calcium-release channel activity; chloride transmembrane transport. The transcript is spliced from 6 exons. Gene Ontology annotation, molecular function: chloride channel activity. NCBI's taxonomy places the organism in Eukaryota, Metazoa, Chordata, Mammalia, Diprotodontia, Phalangeridae. The record is from RefSeq and is a predicted model, not a curated record.